Molecule: messenger RNA, 9427 nt
Organism: Salvelinus fontinalis (brook trout)
Lineage: Eukaryota; Metazoa; Chordata; Actinopteri; Salmoniformes; Salmonidae
Product: histone acetyltransferase KAT6B-like
Exons: 17
Coding region: 597-8015 (2472 amino acids)
Biological process (GO): nucleosome assembly; regulation of DNA-templated transcription
Cellular component (GO): MOZ/MORF histone acetyltransferase complex; nucleosome
Molecular function (GO): DNA binding; histone acetyltransferase activity
Source: RefSeq, a predicted model, not a curated record
AACAUCAAUCCAUGAUAGGAGAAGACACCUUAAAAGGCGGGUCAAGUAAGUUUAGUGACAGAUCAAGCAGCAAACGCAGUCCCUUCUAAACUGAGCUCAACAUUAUAUUAUAAUGAUUGACAUGUACUUUAUCAAACCAGAAAUCGGAUCUUGUCUUCACAGCCAAUAUUGAAGUUGCUAGGGAGGGUACAUUAGUGUAGGUAAGGUUUAAUGAGACUCCAUUGGAUUGUAAUCAUCGUCAUGUCGGAUUUAUGUAAACUACAACAUUGUAACAAAAUGGCGACUGUUUAGGUCACGUCAGUAAUGCAGGGGCAGCACUGUAAUUUCUUACAAAUCAACUGAUACAAGUCAAGGAAUUGUGUGACCUCAUUUUAAGGAAUUGUGUUCUAGGUCGUUUGGUAACUGUCCCAACCUUCAAGGAAUUUACGUUCUGGCUACUUUCGUCGUCUUUUGUGAGGUGACGUGAGUUACUACCUUGGAUGAGGAUUUACAGCAGGGUUGUAUGUAUUGAUGCCGAGGUGGAACCGUACCUUUUUUUUUGACCUUUUCAAGAUGUGCUGGAUGUACCAAACGUUUUACAAUAAGGGGGAAUCUCUAUGGGUCAUUUUUUCCUGAAUCUCAUCGAUUUAACCAUGGUGAAACUUCCCAAUCCUCUGUAUACAGAGUGGAUUCUAGAAGCAAUACAGAAGAUCAAAAGGCAAAAACAGAGGCCUUCCGACGAGCGGAUUUGUCAUGCAGUGGCUACUUUACACAGAUUGGACAAGCGGACCGUUUUGGAACAGUUGGAUUUAAGUGUUCAUGAUGGUUCCAUUCUCAAAGUCACCAAUAAGGGGAACGUGUCGUACAAAGACCCCAAUCACCCUGGGAGAGGAUUAUUAUUAUCAUCAUCAUCAUCAUCAUCAUCAUCGCUCAAACCUGUAAGUGCAAACCUCUCUAUUCCAUCGUCUAAAGGAUCUAUAUGGAAGCCGAGUGACCUACGCCACGUUGAUUGGAAUAAAGUCCUGAGGAGGGCCAUCGAGGGUCUGAAUGAUAGCCGUGGUUCCUCUCUGAAGAACAUCCAGAGGUACCUAAGGAACCAGGAUGAUCCAUCACAUGUCCAGGACAACCCAGGGUUCCAGCAGAGGUUACGGCUGGCCGCUAAAUGGGCGGUCAAAAACGGCCGGCUGGCAAAGGAUGGUCCGCGCUACAGGUUGAACCAGGGGGUUAAUGGAGCUGAGGGUAGGAGCCAGAGGUGUCCAAGUGCUUCCCCAUUGGCUCUUCUGUGUGUCACUCUUCUUCCACAUGAGAGAGACCAGCUACGCGCUGACCCCAUCCCAAUAUGCAGUUUCUGUUUGGGAACGAAAGAGUCCAAUCGGGACAAGAGGUCAGAGGAGCUUCUGUCCUGUGCAGACUGUGGAAGCAGUGGGCACCCGUCUUGUCUGAAGUUUUCCCCAGAGCUGACCACUAACGUCAAGAGAUUGCGAUGGCAAUGUAUAGAAUGUAAAACAUGUAGCUUCUGUCAAAUACAGGGCAAAAACGCUGGAAGCCACCAUACAGCCCCACACAUGCCUCCUGUCUCCUUGCAGGACGAGAUGCUGUUCUGUGACUCCUGUGAUCGGGGGUUUCACAUGGAGUGCUGCGACCCGCCUCUCUUAAGGAUGCCAACAGGUACCUGGGUCUGUCAGGUCUGCAGGCCCAAGGAAAAUGGAAAGACAUUUCUGCAUAUGAAAGCCGAUCAGAUCAAACGUCGAUAUGCAAAGCCAAUCGGGAGGCCCAGAAAUAAGCUCAAACAAAGAAUGUCUGUAAGCAGUGGUGAUGGCUCCAUGCUAGCCCGGGGAGGAAGGGGGUCACCUGGUAGGGGUCAAAAGCUUACCGUCUGUUCCACACCUUCAUCUGGUCAUGCAGCAUCUGUGAAGAACGCCACAGACAGAUUGGCUGUUGCUACAGCUGACCCCUGUUGGGCAGGUGACGCUGUCACUCCCCCUCCCCAAUUCACCACCUCCUCCCCCCCCCUCUCCACCACUCCCCCCCUCACGCCCACCUCGUCCUCCUCCUCCACCCCAGCAGCUAUACUCAACGUUAACAAGAAAACCAAAGGGCUUAUCGAUGGGCUUUCCAAAUUCUUUACACCCUCACCUGUCGGUCGUAGGUCGUCGCGAGCCGGCGAGAUCUUAGACCCCUCAGCCUCGAAAGGAUCACAGUCUUGUUGUCCUGCUAGGAAAAAGCCUGUCCCUCCGCCAGAACUAUGGAAACUAAGUCAAUCUCCGUCAGUUGUUGUUGGCAUGGCUGCAAAGCUAACCACCAGCACCCUAUCUCCCUGUACACUCCCCCUCUCUCCCCCACCCACGUUGGCUGGACAGGGCUCCACCACCUCCCAGAUAUUCUCCACCUCUGCUAACUCCCCCCCGAGUUCUUCCAGCCAGUCUAGCGUCCCCUCCCUUACUAUUUUGUCUGAUCACAACCAGCUUAAGGGACUCUUUGACGGACCCUCCCAUAUCUAUGCCACUCAGGGACAGUCUCGGAAAAAGGGACUGCCUUGCUACGCACCAGCUAAGCGCAGGCACCAUAAGGCAUCCAAAACGUGUCCUCUCAUUCCCCAUCCUUCCCAGCAGCACCUUGGAAGGAAAGAGAGAAUAAAGAAUCGGUUGCUGUUGUUGUCCCAUUCAUCUCCUAACGCCUCUUCCCACCCUGGGCACGGCCGGCCAAGGGGGCGCCCCUUUAAGUUGGUCAGUCAUUUCAGACGUAACCCCUUUUUUAGAAAGCACAGAAUGCUAGGCAGGCUAAGAUGUAGAAUGACCCCUCAGAAGGGAAUCCAGGAAAUGACCCCUCAGAAGGGAACCCAGGAAACACCAGGAAAGGGAGACAUGACAGACGAAGGAAGAAUUAAGACAGAGCACCACCAUGGCAGUGAAGUGGGGCUGAGGGUGAAGCAGGAACCUGGAUUCGUAGCGGUCUCCGGGGAACACGUCACAGAGGAAGACGUGGAGAUAUUCACACAGGUCCAAGAGAUCUCGUCGCAGAGAAAUGGAACCAUGACCAUCACUGACUCUGGACGAUUCCCUGCCUUCAUAGAGUUUGGGAAGCAUUGUAUCCAAACCUGGUACUCUUCGCCUUACCCACCUGAAUACUCAAGAUUGCAUACGCUUCACCUGUGUGAGUUCUGUCUGAAGUACAUGAGAAGCAAGAACAUCCUACAGCAACACACCAAGAAGUGUGGCUGCUUUCACCCUCCGGCCAAUGAGAUUUACAGGAAGGACGACCUUUCAGUGUUCGAGGUUGAUGGAAAUGUCAGCAAGCUCUUCUGCCAAAACCUCUGCCUGUUAGCCAAACUGUUCCUCGAUCACAAGACCCUGUAUUACGACGUGGAGCCUUUCCUUUUUUACAUACUAACAAAGAACGACGACAAAGGCUGUCACCUUGUGGGUUAUUUCUCCAAGGAAAAGCUUUGCCAGCAGAGGUACAACGUCUCCUGUAUAAUGAUCAUGCCUCAGCACCAAAGACAAGGCUUUGGAAGGUUCCUCAUUGAUUUCAGUUACCUUCUCACGAGGCAGGAAGGACAAGCUGGCUCCCCAGAGAAGCCUCUGUCAGAUCUGGGUCGCUUAUCCUACCUGGCAUAUUGGAAAAGUGUCAUGGUGGAGUACCUCUAUAAGCAGCCAGAUAAACACAUCAGCAUUAAAGGAAUAAGCAAGGCCACCGGGAUGUGUCCACAUGACAUUACUUCUACUCUCCACAACCUCCGCAUGAUUGACAGACAGGACGGCAGGUUUGUGGUGAUCCGAAGAGAGCGAUUGAUCCAGAGACACAUGGAGAAGCUGCGAGCCAGCCCCAGGCUGAACCAGGUUGACCCUGACGCCCUGCACUGGACCCCUGCUGUGGCCCUCAACUCUGUCCUGUCUGAGGAGGAGAGAGAGGCUGAGAUGGAUGCUGAGCGACUUAAGGAGCAGGCUCGUUGUUGGGAGAAGGAGGAGAGAGAGGUGGUCCACCUGAUGACUCACCCUCGUCCUCCCACUAAGGUCUACAGUAAGAAGCCCUGCAGAACCUACCAGCGUCGCCCCACCGCCGGAGAACAAGGCUUGCACGUCUCUGACGAGUGCAGUGAGGACGGUUUUGAUUGGUCGCUACCCAUCCUAGCGAAGGCCCACGCCGUACUUGGAGACAAGAGAAAGAGAGAUGAGAGAGCUCUGGUCCUCAAGAAGAGAGGUCAGGAGAGGAGAGGGAUAAGUAGCAGUGUGACAACUGAGACCAUCUCGGAGACAACGGAGGUUCUGAAGGAACCGUUUGACAACUCGUCGGACGAGAGGCCCAUGCCCCUGUUGGAGAGGACCUGCAGGACGGGAGAGACGGAGGAGGAGCUGCUCAGGAAACCAGUAAAGAGACGCAGAGGUCGUCCACGGCUAGAGAAAAACAUGUACAGAGACAAUCACUGGAACGAAGGGGCCGGUGUGCUAGUGAAGAAACCGGGCAGAACUCGAGCAGUAAAGCGCAAGAAGGGCUGGCCCAAAGGAGUGAAACGGGGGCCUCCAAAAUGGCGUCUGAAGAAGGAGAGAAAGAUGGGAUUCAAGCUGAACCUGUACACACCCCCGGAGACGCCGCUGGAGGCCGAGGAGCCCCACAUCCAGGCUGAAGAGCCCAAGGAGGAGCUGGACCAGGCCUCUCCCAUAACGGAGGCAGGGUCAGAGCCCCGCAGAGGCCUGGCCAGUCAGGAGAUGGACAAGAAGAUAGCCUUGGAGCCUUCAGAGCCCCAAAGUUCCAUGGAGGAACAGCGCUCCCCUGGGGUGUCUCCUGUGACUUCUCCCAUGGCCUGCUCUCUGGUAGCCUCCCCUAUAGCCUCUAGAGCUAGCUCCCCUGUCUGCUCCCCCGUCAGCUCCCCUAGUCGUGACAACAGUCAGGAGGUGUCAGAGCCACCAGAGGAUGACCCACAGGACAAGGAGCACGGGGCCUCUCCAUCACCCUCUCUGUCUCCACCCAAAGAGCUGAAACACAGCACUGAACGAUCAGCUGUAGAGGAUGAGGCCACGCACCUGGAUGCGGACGAUGAAGACGAGAGUCACAUUGAGUCGACAGCAGAGCCAGAGAAACACGGGGACGUGCAGCAGCUGGAGCCAGGGCCUUGUAAAGAGCCUCCUAAAGCCCAGUCCUACAUCUCACCGGCUUUUCUCCAUCUGAACCGUGAGGAUUCUGAACGAUGUCAGGAGGAGGAGUCUGUAGUUGUGGCUUAUAGGUGCGAGGAGGAGCAGCCUGCCAACACCGGAGAAGACAAAAGCAAACAUAUCCAGGAACAGGCACCUACAACAUCAGCAGUAGCAGCAGUAGACUCUGACCACCCCGUUGACUCAGAGAGCAGCAGUCAGGAGGCUCCUCACCAGCCACAGCAGACACCGAACGCUAGAGAGAGGCUUGGAGCGCUGAGUCCUGCUGUCGUACUGAGAGACAGAGAGGAGAUGGAUCCCCCGGUGUACCCUGAGCCUGACGUGGACCAGGAGACUGCCCAGGCCGUACAGAGCCUCACCCAGGAGACGGCCCAGGCCGUACAGAGCCUCACCCAGGAGACGGCCCAGGCCGUACAGAGCCUCACCCAGGAGACGGCCCAGGCUGUACAGAGCCUCACCCAGGAGACGGCCCAGGCUGUACAGAGCCUCACCCAGGAGACGGCCCAGGCCGUACAGAGCCUCACCCAGGAGACGGCCCAGGCCGUACAGAGCCUCACCCAGGAGACGGAGCGCGACCCAGAGACAGAUAGCGUCAGCUCGGUGUUCCACCAGGACUGUGUGGAGAGAGAGACCCAGGAGGCGUGCCGGAGCCUGCAGACUUACACCCACCACGUGACGCCCCAGAGUCCCCCUCACACCCUAACUUCGCUGGACGAAGGCUGCCCCCAGUCUGACCACAGCAGCCCCCUGUCCUCGGCCCACACCCACCCCAGCCAGUCGGUGCGCUCCGUCAGCAGCCCGGCUGUGUCCAUCCUGGAGAGUAGCGGAGGCAGCGGUCCGGCUGUGUCCAUUCUGGAGAGUAGUGGAGGUUACACCCAGAUCAGCCCAGACCACGCCUCCAUCUCUGUCCCCUCUUCCCUCCACAACAUGGCAACCAGCCCCAUGAUGGAUGUGCCGUCAGUGUCAGACCACUCGUCCCAGCAGGUGGUGGACAGUGGCUUCAGUGACCUGGGCUCCAUCGAAAGCACCACAGAGAACUACGAGAACCCCAGCUCCUAUGACUCCACGCUGGGGGGCAGCAUCUGCGGUGGGGCCGGGGGUCCGUCUCAGAACAGCUGCUCCUAUGGCCCCCUCCCCCCUAGCGGCCUGGCGCAGAGCAGCUGUGCCGUUAGCCAGCAAAUGGCGGGCGUCAACCCUGGCAGCUGUGGUAUGAUUCAGCAGAAUAGCCUGAGCUCCCCGCAGCACUGCAACGUCAAGUCACCACAGGGCUGUGUGGGAGUGGUGGAGAGACCACCGAGUCACAGUCAACACAGUCACAGCCAUACAAUCCCACACAAUCCCCAUGGCCAUACUAGGCACACAAUCACUCCACACAGUCUGCCUCACGGUGCGCCACACAAUCAACACAGCCAGCUAACGCAACACAACCCAUACACACACCAGCACACACACCCUGCACACAGCCAGCUACAUAGUGUACGACACAAUCAGCUCAGCCAGCAUGGUCAACACACCCUUCACACUCAACACGGCACCAGCCAGCACAGCCACUGUCAGCAGCAGACGAUGGCACAGUGUGUCAUUCCCACCAACUUCACAGUGCCCAUGCAGCUAGCUGACAGCCCAGAUUCAGGCAGCUCCAAUCUGAGCAGCUUCUACGAGAGGAUAAACCAGGAGGGCUAUAGCAGCGGUCAUUACUCCCAGCCCUCGGCCACCUUCAGCCUGGCCAAACUACAACAGUUGACCAACACCCUGAUCGACCACCCUCAUUCUCUGCCUUUCAACCACCCCCACUCAACCUCCCACCCCCACUCAACCUCCCACCCCCACUCAACCUCCCACCUCCACUCAACCUCCCACCCCCACUCAACCUCCCACCUCCACUCAACCUCCCACCCCCACUCAACCUCCCACCCCCACUCAACCUCCCACCCCCACUCAACCUCCCACCUCCACUCAACCUCCCACCCCCACUCAACCUCCCACCUCCACUCAUCCUCCCACCUCCACUCAACCUCCCACCCCCACUCAACCUCCCACCCCCACUCAACUUCCCACCUCCACUCAACCUCUCACCCCCACCCCCACGCCAUCACAUCCUUUACAAACAGUGCCUCCCUGUCAUCGCACUCUCAGCACUCUGGCCUGGUGUCUCUAUCCCAGUCCCCACAUCCCCAUGGCCCCCACGGGGCCACUCCUCACCCUGGGGCUUCCCAGGUCCAAGUACAGGCCACCAUGACCCCCCCUCCGCCCUCUUCCCACCCCCUUAGCUCCCCUCAGAUGAUGCUGCAACGCAACGCCAUGGGUAUCCCCAACAUCACCCCCUCCCAGAGGACUCUACAGGCUCAGAUGGCCUCCGGGGGACACAAGUGCCCCACACACAUCUCCAUGCGCUCCAAGUCAGCGGCCCCUGGUCACUCCGCUCACCAGCAGCAGCAGCACCAGCAGCAGAUGUACAGCCAUGCCCACGGGGCCCCCCAGACAGUCACCAUGCAGGCCCCCUCGUCCCGGACACUUGCUGCCAUGCCCAGGGGCAUGAACUUGGGCACGGUCAACAUCAUGCCAGCCUCCUACAACCACGCUGUGAAUAUGCCCACUGCCGCCGCCAUCAACCACGCCAUGAAUGGCUACCGCGUCAACGGUGGUUACCCCGGCAGCCAGAUGUCGAGUCAACAGAUGGCUGCGGCCUACAUGAACCAGUCGCCCGGGUCCCAGUACGCCUCUAUGCAGAUGGGCAUGAUGGGAACGCAACCAUACCCCCAACAGCCCAUGCAGGCUCCGCCCCACGGCAACAUGAGGUUCUCUUCAGCCGGUCACCAUGGAUACAUGACCAACACCGGAACUAUGUCCAAGCAGACACUCAAAGGGCCUUUCAUCAGACGGUAACCCACGGUUACUAACCUAACAGUUAACGAAACGGUAACUACCGACAGACUGAAUCAAUCUGACUGGAUGUUUAAAUCACACAAAUGUGCAUUAUUAAUUAUUAUUAUUAUUACUAUUCGUCCCUGAUGCACACAUUUGGCCUUUUUGGUUGUUGAUAAUGUUUGUUUGUUGUAAUUUUGUUAAUAGUUACUUAAAAACCAGCACUUGGAAAGAAUGCAUCAAGUUUGAUCAACAAGCAAACUUUCUACAAAAAGCUACUAUCUAUAUAUGUCAAAGUAUUUUUGUUCCUAACAGAUGGGAAGCCUUACGUCAUAGAGAUGAACAUUUAUUUAAUUAGUAUUAGUUUCCCUGAUCAGUCCGUAGGGCAGGCAGGGUAGGGGGCCAGGGGGAGACGGGCGAGAGAUUUCAUCACCGGGAGGGAGAGCGUGAGUGUAGUUAUGUAGCAGCCUCAAAACGAAGCCAUCUAAUGUGCCUGCUACAAACAGAUUUCAACUAUUGGAUAUUCCUAGAACCUGUUCAGUGUACCUGUCUAACAGUGCUGACAAUUAGUUUGUACUAUACUCAUGCCUUUGUAUAUUUAAAUUAUUGUACUUAUUUUGUAAAGUGACAAUUAGCAUGCAUCGGUCUUCAGUCUCUAUUAGUAACAGUGCAUUGAGUAGUACUGUACAAGUGUUGUGCUUAAUAGCAGACAUUUUAAAGACAUUUUAAAGACAUUUUGGCCUUUUGUUAGGUUCCCUCGCUUACAAAGUGGGGGAGAAAGAUGAAACUAUAUUUUGUUAAUUCUAAUAAUAAUGUAAAAAACCUUCUUUAAUCCUGUUCUUCUGUACGGUCGAGAGGUUUUAUUACCAUGUGUGUAUAAUUCUGAAGUCUUUUGUAACAGAUAUCUUUGAGGCAGCUUUCUGUUUUAUAAUGCAGAAAACUUCUGUCAAGAUAAAUAAGCAUAUUGCACCCCUCACUCUGAUUUUGUUUUUAAAUUUCAGAGGUGUACCAAUGUCGAAAAGUGUUGACAUAAAAAAUAAUAAUAAAGAAAUAUAAAUUUAGUCCAAAGUUGAUAUUUUACCAUUUCUUUAAAAAGUUACAUUUUCAUUCCAUCUGUAGAUUUGUUUUCUAUCUUGAUAAAAUGUUGGAUUUAUAUUUUACAAAGUGUAGGAGAAGAGAGGAUGUAAAUAGACCAAACUAAGCUGACAGAUUGCAUGUAAAAAGCCACUUGUAGUUGUGUUUUUGUUCAUAUUGCUCUUUUGUAGCCUUUGUACCUGUACAGAAUGGCUGGUAGGGACAGUCACAGGGGGAGACCUGGCUAUGUGCACAAACAAUUGGACAGAAUGACAGUCUUGUAUUUAUGACUUUUCUCCUUUGGCAGUCACUUAUAAAUGCUGUACAUUUUAGCAUAAAAUAAAUGAUGAUUGACCAUG